UCGCUUGACUCCAUCCUCAGUGCCCCGGACUUUGAACAGGCCGCCAAGAGGGGACUCACGGCCAAGACGUGGGCAUUUUACUCCUCGGCGGCAACAGACCUAGUGACGCUCAAAAACAAUAAGGAACUAGUCCGAAGAAUCAUGAUCAGGCCCAGGAUCUUGAGGAAUGUCACCAACAUCAACCUCGAGAGGAGCAUUCUGGGUUUCAAAUGCUCAGCCCCAUUCUUCAUUGCCCCAGCUGCUAUGGGUAGACUUGCUCACCCGGAUGGAGAACUUGCCCUUUCUCAAGCUGCAGCCAACGAAGGCAUCAUCCAAUGUAUCUCCAGUAACGCAUCUUACUCACUACGCUCAAUCGUCAAAGCAGCUCCACCCUCACAGCCCUUCUUCUUCCAACUCUACGUCAACUCAGAUCACCAAAAGACGGUGGAGCUUCUCAAAACUGUCCGCGAGCUCGGUGUCAAAGCCAUCUUCGUGACAGUCGACGCACCUGUCCCCGGUAAGCGUGAAGCUGAUGAGCGCGCCGCCCAGGAAGGCACAGUCAAGUCAGCUAUCAGUGGGAGUGAAAGUAGCAAGGAUAAGAAGGGGAGCGGGUUCGGUCGUCUCAUGGCCCAAUACAUCGACAAGUCACUCUCUUGGGAGGAUCUGGCUUGGAUCCGUGAGGCAAGUGGCGGCGUCCCCAUUAUUCUAAAGGGGGUUCAGACCGCAGAGGAUGUGAAGAAAGCUGUCGAAUACGGCAUGGAAGGCGUAUUACUUAGCAACCACGGUGGUCGGUCCCUCGAUGGAUCCCAGGCCAGCAUUCUCGUUCUCCUUGAGCUGCGGAAGAACUGCCCUGAGGUGUUUGAUCAACUCGAGGUUUACAUCGACGGCGGCUUUGAGCGGGGAUCUGAUAUUCUCAAAGCAAUUGCCCUUGGAGCAACGGCCGUCGGUAUCGGUCGGCCAUUCUUAUACUCGCUCCUCUUCGGCCAAGAUGGAGCCGAGCAUUUGUCGCACAUUUUGAAAGAUGAACUUGAAACUUCGAUGAGGUUGUGCGGUAUCACCAGUUUUGAAGAAGCAAGACCUCGUCUGGUCAACACGUUAGACGUGAACCACCUAGUUGUUUCUGACGAGGAGGAAAGCCCAAGACGACAAGUAUCCAAGUUGUAG
Fusarium vanettenii 77-13-4 is the source of this 1143-nucleotide messenger RNA. RefSeq lists its product as uncharacterized. The transcript has 4 exons. Gene Ontology annotation, molecular function: FMN binding; oxidoreductase activity. NCBI's taxonomy places the organism in Eukaryota, Fungi, Ascomycota, Sordariomycetes, Hypocreales, Nectriaceae. The annotation marks the transcript as partial. The record is from RefSeq and is a predicted model, not a curated record.